AUGGCGUGGCGCGGCGUGGCGCGGCGUGCAACUCGGAACUUCACGCCGACGCGCAGCUCCCGACGCGGGCCCAGAGCGGGUCGCGGGUCGUUAGCGGGUCGCACGAUCGCUGCACGCACGAUCGAUGUCGUCACCCUUCCGCCUUCCAUCCAUCCGUCCAUCCAUCCGUCCGUCCGUCCGUCCGUCUCUCUUCCGCCGCUCGCCGUUCGCUUCCCGUUCUUCGAACAAACAAAGACGCGCACGCGUCAGUGUCGUCUGCCUUCUAUGCGUGUCGACUCGGACGCUAUUUAUGGCUCCCGGGGUGUGGGGCCGAGUCUCUUGGGUGCUGACUUUUGCCUGGCUGGCUGGCUGGCUGGCUGGCUGGCCGGUUUGGGUGCCAUCACGGCACCUCGCCCGCCCUUCUCUUCUCUUCUCUUCUCUCGCCUCCCCUUCUCUUCUUUCUUUCCCUCUCGAUCGCACACCCGACCGAUCGACCGACCCGACACGGUCCACGCCCGCCCCCGUCUGCCCGCGUCUUCAUUUGGAAAUGCAUACGACGACGACGACGACGACGACGACGGAGGAGCGCUCCCCUCGCCCUCAGCUUCGCUCGUGUUUACGCGCUUCCAUCGUGCGACGGGACCUCAGGCCGCGGCACAGAAAAUGACAGAACAGGGCAGAGCACAGUGGAGCGGGCUGGAUCUACCCAGGGCACCGUGGCGCGGCAAUGACAUCAGGCUCGCGCGCAGCCCCCAGUCCCUCGGUCUGGGCCGCAAACCCCUUGGCGGCGGUGUCUGCGCUCAUGCUGGCGCGGCGAGCACGUCGCUUCGGGCGGCUCGAGCGCGUUUCGAGGCGAGUCUGAGACGCUCUGCGUCUCAAGGCGUCGUUUCUGCUGCUCCGAGACUCGAGCGCGCGUUCGUGCGCUGUGCACAACAACAAUGGUCCCACGAGCCCGAACGAGCGCCGGCUCGCGAUCGCGUUUCCGCCCAUUAUAGAUCCCUGGGCUCUAUCCUCGUGCCGCGUCUGUUGCCGCCGUCGCUGCUGUCGCCGCAUCCCUUGAUCUCUGGACCCCCGAUCGGUUCUUGCGGUCGGAAAACAGAUCUCUGA
Molecule: messenger RNA, 1086 nt
Organism: Heterobasidion irregulare TC 32-1
Lineage: Eukaryota; Fungi; Basidiomycota; Agaricomycetes; Russulales; Bondarzewiaceae
Exons: 5
Coding region: 1-1086 (361 amino acids)
Source: RefSeq, a predicted model, not a curated record